Molecule: messenger RNA, 1946 nt
Organism: Harmonia axyridis
Lineage: Eukaryota; Metazoa; Arthropoda; Insecta; Coleoptera; Coccinellidae
Gene: cyc
Product: protein cycle
Exons: 11
Coding region: 130-1893 (587 amino acids)
Biological process (GO): regulation of transcription by RNA polymerase II
Cellular component (GO): transcription regulator complex; aryl hydrocarbon receptor complex; cytoplasm
Molecular function (GO): RNA polymerase II cis-regulatory region sequence-specific DNA binding; protein dimerization activity; DNA-binding transcription factor activity, RNA polymerase II-specific
Source: RefSeq, a predicted model, not a curated record
UGAUGAGUUUCAAACGUAGAAAUGCGUUUAUUACCCCACCAUCCACCUGAGUAACUUUCAGUUAGCUCUCAAAGUUUGUGCGAUAUUUGUGGGUUAGAUAGAAAUUUUGAAACCACUCAACAUUUUCCGAUGCAAGAUACGUCUUAUACUACCCUGCUGCACAUCCCAGGCGCAGACGAUGAAUUGAUCACUUUUGAGGAACUGAGACCUGUAAAACACAGCAGCUUUGAGCAGAGUUAUGAAAAUACUUUCUACGACUCUUCUUGCUUACAUCAGAAUCCUUGUUCUUCCGGUAUAUAUGAAUCUGACCUAACAGAGACGUCUCAACAUUUGGAUGUAAAUGAUCUGCAAGAUGUUGAAACCACUAUAAGCUGUGGAAGUCGAAAAAGAAAAGCUUCAAUUAAACAACUAUUGAUUCCGGAAAAAGUUCCUCCCAGAGCGAGACUCGAACCUGCAUCAUCCGAAUCAUUAGUCCAGUGCUCUACGAACCAAGCUACCGAACUUACAAGGAGAGGUAGUUUUUCCGGAAUUAAAAAUUGUCUGCAAAACCAUAGUGAAAUAGAAAAACGAAGAAGGGAUAAAAUGAACACCUAUAUAACAGAGCUUUCAUCGAUGAUUCCAAUGUGUAGUACGAUAUCCAGAAAAGUGGAUAAAAUCACGGUUCUUAGGAGGGCCGUGGAGUAUUUGAAAUCUAUUCGUGGACCAACCCAAUCCUACACAGAAUCUCAUUUCAAACCUCCGUUCAUAACAGACCAGGAACUCAAACAUCUUAUUUUACAGGUUGCCGAAGGCUUUCUUUUCGUGAUUGGUUGCGAUAGAGGGAAGAUACUCUAUAUUUCAGAAUCUGUUUCAAAAGUUCUAUACUUUUCUCAGAAUGACCUACUCCGUCAAAGUUUAUUUGACAUUGUUCAUCCAAAAGAUGUUGCCAAAGUGAAGGAACAACUCUCAUCUUCCGAACAUAAUCCACGAGAGAAAUUCAUGGGAAGUAGAAUUUCUAGGUUAUGCCCUGGAGCCCGAAGAUCAUUUUUCUGUAGAAUGAAACGAAACAUUACAGCUCAAAUACAAGACAAAGCUAAUAGUCCGGAGGAGAAUGAUGAGGAGAAUCGCAUAACAGAAAGAAGAUACGCAGUGAUGCACUGUACCGGUUACCUGAAAUCAUGGCAUCCUACGAAGAUCGGUAUUGAUGAAACAGAUAUUGAUAUUGACGGAGAUUCUUACAACGUAUCUUGUUUGGUAGCUAUUGGUCGUAUAAUGAACCAUAUUGCUUCAACUGCCACCGCAUCCCAACAAAGAAUAAACACCAUGCCUAUCCAGUUCGUAUCCAAGCAUACCCUGGAUGGCAAGUUUCUCUUUGUCGACCAAAGAGUGACCCUUGUGUUAGGCUUCCUUCCACAGGAAUUAUUAGGAUGCAGUAUGUACGAGUAUUUCCACCCAGAAGACAUUCCCAUACUGGCAGAAACUCAUAAAAGUGUACUCCAAACGAUGGAUAGAUUCUUCACAAAACCCUACAGGUUCAAAACCAAGGUUGGCGUUUACGUCGAUAUUCAAAGUGAAUGGAGAGCCUUCAAAAAUCCUUGGACGAAAGAAAUUGAGUAUUUGAUAUCGAAGAAUAAUCUUGUGGUGGAUUGGGAAAAUGUGGAGAUAAAUGGUUCAAGGCCACGAAUAGAAAACUUUGAUUUCAUGAACGAAGGUACUCUGCUGCCAACUUCUGACAGCACCGAAGAUGGAAUCAUCAAGAUAAUGGAAGAUGUAACAAAAAAGCCUCCAAAUAUAAAACAACAAUCCGAUGGAAAUGAUGAGGCUGCGAUGGCUAUAAUCAUGAGUCUGCUAGAGGUUGAUGCUGGUUUAGGAGGACCUGUAGAUUACUCAGGACUACCUUGGCCCUUACCUUAAAGAUAUUACUUAUAUUAUUGUGACUGUAGAAAUAUAUAUUAGGAGUAAUUCUA